AUGCCGCAACCCACAUCCCCUCAUGCUGUGACACCAGACUCCACUCAAUCAUCCUAUCCCUCUCUAUUCCAGAUCGGCGCAGAAUUUCCACGGUUUGUGGUUACUUAUCGCUGGUGGGAAGAUGAGGCAACUACUGUCCUGUGGGCAUUUAACAUCCCCGAGAUCCGUCAAGUGAUCCGCUAUGGACUAUUUAGAGACGAGAACUUUCCACGGAACUCGCUUCUGAGUCGCAACGCUGAUACCAUCGAUGCUUUUCUCGUGGCGCUGUCGGACCCACGCGAGCAUCAACUCCUGGGUAGUCUCUCCCAUUUGCAAAGAGUGGAAGAAAUACUACGCCGUUCGAGGAUCCAACCAUUCCAGGCAGUCCCUUGGAUGUGGUUUCCACCACAGCCGGGUCAUGGUUUGAGCGCUCAAGAAGUUGCCGAUGCGAUCGAGGCAGAAAGCCAUCACCAGUUUCGCAAGAUCUCCUUCGAAGAGAUCGUGCGUGCCUCUCUUGGAUAUAAUGCAGUUUCGGUCGAAUGGUUUCUCCUACAGCAUACCGUGCUAUACAUCUAUCUUUACAACCAUCUUCAAAUUUAUCCAGAGGAAAUCCCUCUCUAUAUAGAAGCGGAGAAGCAUCUACGGACUCAAAGCCCCUUUACCCAUCGAGCCUUGAUGCACUGCAUUCGCACCAUACAACCAGAAUCAGCUUGCGAUAUGCCCCAGAAAUUCACUCCAGGCUUCGAAUUUAUAGCAGGUCCCGUCCAAGUGCUAUUUAGGGACCAACCGCCAAGCUUGACCACCAUCCUCAAGAUCUUCAGUGUCUUGGCAUUUCGGUUCCGACGUCAAUAUAUCCAUACUGCCAAAAUGGAAUGGCAUGUACCGUUGGACACCUCCAUUUUAUUCUUAGAAGACUGUUUGAAUUCGACCUCGCCCAAAGACCUGGCCCGGACGAUGACAGGGACUGACGAGCUCGAUUUCUCCGGAUUGUCCCGACAGAGCAUCCUCGCAAACGACAACCUCGUGCGAGGGCUUCUGACGAAUUGGCACGAUCUCAGUAUAGCAGUGUGGGAAUGCUGCGCUGCAUUACCAGACAUUGUCCCAUUCCUGCGAGAGUGUGCGCAGGCCCUCCUUAACGCUAAAAAUUACCAUUCCCUAACGGCCCUCACCGUUGGUCUGCACCGACACAACACCGCUACAGCGCGAUCUCGAGGCUUGAAUAGCACCGUUGGCGGCAUGGUCGUUUUGGAUCCUCUCCUUCCGCCUGAGGUGGUCAACACCACCAACCCUGCCGAAAACUAUGCGUCUUAUCGCCAACAGUACUGUGAACAUCCUGGAAUCCCAUUUCUCAUCCCCCAUCUUCGCGAUUAUCAACAGCAUGGGGAAGCCGCCAUCCAACCCUUGCUCCAGUAUCUGCAAAUCCAAAUGUCGACCAAGACAUGA
Penicillium cataractarum is the source of this 1422-nucleotide messenger RNA. RefSeq lists its product as uncharacterized. The coding region runs from base 1 to 1422 and encodes 473 amino acids. Lineage: Eukaryota; Fungi; Ascomycota; Eurotiomycetes; Eurotiales; Aspergillaceae. The record is from RefSeq and is a predicted model, not a curated record. The transcript has 3 exons.